Desarmillaria tabescens is the source of this 363-nucleotide messenger RNA. RefSeq lists its product as uncharacterized. NCBI's taxonomy places the organism in Eukaryota, Fungi, Basidiomycota, Agaricomycetes, Agaricales, Physalacriaceae. The coding region runs from base 1 to 363 and encodes 120 amino acids. The record is from RefSeq and is a predicted model, not a curated record. The transcript has 2 exons.
AUGGCUCCUCUCCACACUUUCGAUGCACGUAUCAGUAAAUCGGACGGAUCGACGGCGAACGUGGCAUUCUUCACAUCGACCAUCAAGACAACAUCUCCCCCGCCACCGACCGAGGUCGUCUUCAUUCCAAUGUCGUCUAUUCCUGACUCUCUAUGGCUGCUACGAUUGAUACUGUAUAUUCGAAAACUACGGAUCUAUCUAUCACAGAAAAAUUUGGGAGCUUUCCAAGGAAUGCUUGCUGACCACUGUGCUGCUGCCAGUGUAAGAUUCGUGAAAGGGCGAAAGCGUCGACAUCCAGAUAGCACGCAAGGAUGCCCCUCGGCCUAUCGCACGGAGGCAGAGAUUCGUCUGCCAUCCCCCUGA